Molecule: messenger RNA, 1187 nt
Organism: Apis dorsata (giant honeybee)
Lineage: Eukaryota; Metazoa; Arthropoda; Insecta; Hymenoptera; Apidae
Exons: 4
Coding region: 27-1187 (386 amino acids)
Source: RefSeq, a predicted model, not a curated record
UAAAUACGAACGUACGACCGACUUGGAUGGAUGGUCACCGAUGGAUGGAUCCUCACGCGUCGUCGACGGGACCUCCUCACAACGACCGAGCGUCACAAUUAUUAUUCGCCACAACGACGACCACGACCGCGACGUCGACGAUUCUCAUUACGUUUCUUUCACGCGGUCGUUUUUCUUACGCGAUUUCACCACUUGGACCACGAUAUAUUCGCGUCGAUAAGAGAGGCAGGUUUGUCGAGAGUGACGAGGAAUAUAAUGGAAGGAUCGUCGAGGAGAAAGAGAAAGGGAGAGAGAGAGAGAGAGAGAGAGGAAAUGUCGUUGAUCCGAAUCACACCGAAUAUGCGGAGAGAGUAUGGUGUUUCGAGGAUGGACAGGACCACGCACCAGGGUCCAGGGUAAAUGAUAAAAAGGACGAUCUCUGUCGUGGGAGGAUCGUGGUGGUGGUGGUGAUGAUGAUGAUGGUGUGGUGGUGGUGGUGGUGGUGGUCGGCUGUCGAACAGGAUCAACUAGGCACAGGACACGAUGGCCCGGCCACUGCGCCGGCACUGAGGCUACGCCGCAGCCUCGCUCUCCUGCUACUCCCUCCCCUCUCCCCUCUCCCUUCUCCUUUUCACUGUCUGUCUCUGUCUCGCUCUCUCUCUCUCGCCUCAUCCACCUUCUUCUCGCCACCUCUCCAACCACCCUCUACGCGUCUGCCUCUCUUCUGUUGCACACCUCCCCCCGCUCUACCCGCUACUCGCUCUCUCUUUUCGGCUCUCCGCCUCCCCUCCCUCUUCCCGAUACGCGCCUUCUCGCUUCUUCUCACCCGACCAUCCUCGUCCUUCCUACGUGGACGCAGUUCUACCCCUCCCCUCCUGCAUCUCUUUCGACGCUUCUCUCUCUCUCUCUCUUUUUCUCUCGAUCCGUGUUUUCGAACGCACGCGCGCCCUAACUCUUCUUCUUUUUCUUCUUCUUCUUCUUCUUCUUCUUCUUUUAGUCCUUCGCUUCUCCGACCGUUACUUCGUUCGAACCAUACUUUUCUUCUCCGCGCAACGCUCGCUAUGCUUGUUCUUCCAUCUUCUCACUUUUUUCUUCCAUCGCCUAUCUCCUCUCUUGCAACCGUUGUGCUCGUUUUCAAUUUUUCACUUCAACAAGAGUCGUGGCAUAUGAGGUUUUGGGAAAUUUCAAAGAAGCAUUUUGGAGGCUAA